UCCUACCCUGAGCUGAUGGACCUCCUGCACUAAACCGCCAAAGAGAAUAAACCUGUUGUGAGGUAUCGCGUUCAGCAGCACACGGCGCGAACGCCCAGCAAAAGGGCUUAAUUACUAUGUACAAAGGCGCUUUGGUCAGGGCUCUGCGUUCGGCUCCUCCGCAUGUCAGCGAGCAGCUAUGCUGCAGAACAGGCUGGCGGAUUAAGGAGUCUCCAGUGAAACCCGUGCUGAGGACAUCAGAGGACACCAGCCAAGCCGGGAACCCAGCAAAGCAAAGAAGUCCUGGGAUAGGCACGGCAGGGACGAGGAUUUGGGCAGCGCAGAACGACGGACGUCCUGCCGGGAUAUCGCCCCUCGCGCCGGACGCUGCGGCAGCCUGUGAUAUGCCCAGGAAGGAGCUGGGGCUGGGGAUGGCUGGCUGCAACUCUGGCAGCUGGGACAGCAUGGUCAGCACGGCCUCCAACGACUCGCAGCGUAGUGAUAACAGUUAUGACUACCUAUCUGUGGAAGAAAAAGAGUGUUUGAUGUUCUUAGAAGAAACUAUCGGCUCACUGGAUGCAGAAGCAGACAGUGGGGUUUCUACCGAUGACGCUGACUACGUGGAGCCCUCCAAGCUGCCUGGGAUGCGGUCCAAGAGAGACUCUGCUCACCAGGACGUGGAAAAUGGGGCUCCUCUUCCGAGUGUAGGUCAGCAGCGUGCAGCUGAGCAGAAGAGUGGCAAGAGCAUCUCGGCCUCCUCAAGCUCAGCUCCAGCAGCGAUUCCAAGCCCGGGCUAUUACAGUCUUCCGAAGGGCAUCACGGCGGCAAAUACACAAAGAGCAAACGGAGCUUCUGACAGCAAAGCAGCUAUCCGCACAGUGGAGGACACAGUGCCUGUAGGCAAAACUUCACAGGACAUGGCCAAGGAAGACAGGUUUGACCAUGCCAACGCAAGAAGCCAGAUGAAGUCCAGGGGAUCUUUGAUUAUCCAACCUUCAGAUCCCUUCCAGGAUGACCAGGUGAGCCACGAGUGGUCACGCAGCGGUCGUUCAGAUUCCAAGAGGGAAGCAGCCAAGGAGACCAAGACUUGGACUUCAUGGGGCGAGCCAGAAAAAUCCACAUUGGAAGAAGUCGCUCAGGACCCUGACGCUAAGCGUGGGCCUCCGACUGCCCCCAAACCACGAAAACUGCCACCAAAUAUUAUCCUGAAAACCAGCAAAACCAGCCCAGUGCCACUUGCCACGGAGUGCAGCCAGAAGGUGAAAGCAUCACCUCUGCCCUCAGCCGGCUCUCAGCCUGGCUCUGCCGGUGAUGCUGCUACUGAAAAGGUGAAUUCAGGGCACCUUGACCCCAAGGAGAGGGAGAAAGCCCAUCGGGAAGCAUUGGAGAAGCUUGGGCUGUCACAGGACAGGAAGGAGCCCAGCACCCACCUUCCACCUACUGUGCAAACCCAACCAAGGGAGGUGCCGUCUCCCAUCCCUGGGGAGCCCAAGGCACACUGUGAGGCAGUGGAGAGGUCGGUGCCAGGUAUCCGGCAGAUGACCUUCAAAUCCAACACCCUGGAGCGUUCCGGCGUGGGGCUGAGCAGCUACAUGGCCAGCACCAAGGAACAGAACGUCAAGACCAGCAGCUCCUUGGGGAAGAUGUCUUUCAUCGAGCGGCUCGCCCCAAGCUUCCUCAGGAGCAGCCGCCCCCGGCCAGCAUCCCUCGGGGCAGGGAAGGACUUUGCUACUCUGAAGGAGCCUGAGCAGGUGGAGCAGGAGAAGAGCAGCAAGCGUCGGUCGCACCCACUGCCGGGUUUCCCCAGGCCAACUCGCUCCUGCGUCAGCGUGAAGAUUUCCCCCAAAGGCGUGACCGAUGAGAACCGUCGAGAGGCACUGAAGAAGCUCGGUCUGCUGAAGGAAUAGCUCUACGGCCGACGGGGCUGCUGGAAAAUGGACUUUUCAUCCUGGAUCCAGGUGCCUUCACUGCCUGUCCUCCAGCAGCACAACCAUAAGCAUCUUCUGCUGUGAUCUCCUGCCCCAGCAUCUUGGGAGUGGUACCACCAGAGGCAUUCAGGGCUUCGCACUGAAUAAUGCCACGUGUACAUAGGAUUUUGUAUAUAGCAGGUGUACAUGAGCUAUUUAUAUAGAGCAUCCCUCAGCAUGUGGAUGGGGCGUAGUCUUCUACAAGGUCUUUGAUACAUUUGGGGAUUCAUUGCAAGAGGGAAGCUGUGAAAUUGGGGGUUCGGCUUAUUUUAAGAGGGGUUGGCUGUGGAUAAAGCCUCUCUGGGAAGAACUGCAGGAGUCUGCUGCUCCUUAGGAUUUUGGGAGGGGUUGUGAACUUUAUCAAAGCCUCCGAGACCUGAGCACUCACCUGCCCCGCGCAAGUGCCUCUGAAAAGCAACCACUGCCACGUACAAAACUGUCAGAGCAGCGGGAGCUCAGCAAUGCUCCCAACGCAGGAGGCUGCACAGACACCCCACUGCCUCUCCUCCACCACCCCCCUGCUCCCACAUCCAGCCCUGCCAGCCCAGAUCCAGCGCUCAGCGGACGCACAAACAGCCACGUUCAUUGUGAAGCGACAGCUAAGAAGCGACAGAUUGCGUACGAGUGGCAGAACCAGAAGUGCUGCCCAAAGUGGGAGAGAUGCAAGUCUGAGACAACACCAUCUCACUCCCUUUUAGACUCCCCUCACACCUUCCAGACCCAGCUGACGCUGUCAACACUUGUGCUGUCCCCUUUUAUAACAAAGAUAGUUUAUUUCUGGAAUAAACUUAUGUACGAGCAGAAAAUGACUGCGUAGUAUAGAUUUAUGUUGCUCUGGUAAAGAUGAACAGCAAGUUUUAACCCAAGUCUGUCUUAACUUGAGGAGUUAAGGAUGCAGGCGUUGCAGAUGUUGAGGUCUGGACCUGACGCUGGGGUCUCCUGCAACCCAGGACCCACGGGAGGCAGGAUUUUGUGGAAGUGCUUUCAGUGCAAUAAACAGAUGAAAAGACUUCCACAGCAUUGCCAGACUGGGAUGGGCGAUAUGGGACAUGCUGCUGCCCCGGCUGACCCCCUCCAUUCUGCACCACCUCCUGCAUCAGUGCAUCAGACCUCCCACAGCAGCCCUGUUGGUUGAGAAGCUACACAAACAGCUUAGCUUGAAAAGAUCAUUUUACUUCCUUCACCAAAACAAUCAUUCCUGCAACCCUGGCUUUCCGUGCUGGACAUCCAGCGAGCGCCUCUGCUAAUAAAACAAGCGCCUUUGUUCCUAACAGGCAAUUUAAUUUGGAACCGAUGCAGGCUUUCUUCAGAGAGGGGCUGACCUGUGGAGGCAAUUACACUAAACAAUGGACUGACGUUAAUUAACUGCUUGCAGUAUUAAGAUAAAUCUGCAUUCAAUCGUUUUCAUCGUUGACCUUGGAGUACAAUCAGCUUUUCAAGACAGUGUUGUGAAUACUAAACAGGCUCCUAUGACAAAACCCAGAGCCGGGCCUCUAAUUCAUAGA
Messenger RNA from Cuculus canorus (common cuckoo), 3451 nucleotides. It is a transcript of the gene C24H1orf116, whose product is annotated as chromosome 24 C1orf116 homolog. The coding region runs from base 117 to 1886 and encodes 589 amino acids. The record is from RefSeq and is a predicted model, not a curated record. NCBI's taxonomy places the organism in Eukaryota, Metazoa, Chordata, Aves, Cuculiformes, Cuculidae. The transcript has 5 exons.